AUGAGUUCGUUCAGUACGAGGGCUCUGACGCUGCUCUCGUCUGUUUUCGGGGCCUGCGGUUUGCUGCUGGUGGGCGUUGCCGUGUCGACGGACUACUGGCUGCUGAUGGAGGAGGGAAUCGUGCUGCAGCAGAAUCAGACCACCGAGGUCAAGAUGGCGCUGCACUCUGGACUCUGGAGGGUUUGCUUCGUGGCCGGACCUGAGAAGGGCAGAUGUGUGGCUUCAGAGUAUUUCACCGAGCCAGAGAUAGAAAUUACCACAGAAAAUACAGCCAACAUCCUCAAAAUGGUGCGGACAGCCACUCCCUUCCCUAUGAUUUCCCUGCUCUUCGUCUUCACCGCCUUCGUCAUCAGCAACAUCGGACACAUCCGGCCGCAGCGCACCAUCCUCGCCUUCGUUUCGGGCAUAUUCUUCAUACUGUCAGGUCUCAGUCUGGUGGUGGGUCUGGUCUUGUAUAUCUCCAGUAUUAAUGACGAGGUGAUGAACCGACCCAGAGAGCCCGAGCAGUUCUUCCACUACCGCUACGGCUGGUCCUUCGCCUUCGCUGCCUCGUCCUUCCUACUCAAAGAGGGUGCAGGAGUGAUGUCCGUCUACCUCUUCAUGAAGCGCUACGCCGAGGAGGAGCUGUACCGACCCCACCCGACCCUCUACCGCCCCCGCAUGUCCGACUGCAGCGACUACAGCGGCCAGUUCCUCCACCCGGACUCCUGGCCUCCACCUCAGCGAGGCCGCAGCCCCUCCGACGUCUCCUCUGACAUUUCCAUCCAGCUCAACCAAACUCCGCCCCCGCAGCCCCCACCCAAGGGUGGCAGCAGCUCCCAGCCGACCCCCUCCUCUUCAGGUCCGUCCUCCGCAGCCAGCUACCAGCUCCAGCCGGCCUCCUCCUCCUCCACCUCCUCCUCUUACCCCCAUCCCCUCCAUCCGGCUGCCACCUCUACCUUACCAAGGGUGUCACACGCUCACGCCCACACCCAUGGUCACCCUCACCCUCAGCCCCACCCUCACCCUCACCCGAGCGGACCCCCACCCCAGUCGAUGCCAAUGGCGGGGCCGCCCUCGCACGUUCCUCCACCUCGCUACCACACGCACAUGCGGAUGAGCGCCUCGCCAUGCUAG
This is a messenger RNA of Scomber japonicus (chub mackerel), 1116 nucleotides long. It is a transcript of the gene cacng7a, whose product is annotated as calcium channel, voltage-dependent, gamma subunit 7a. Bases 1 to 1116 code for a protein of 371 amino acids. The record is from RefSeq and is a predicted model, not a curated record. Gene Ontology annotation, molecular function: voltage-gated calcium channel activity; channel regulator activity. Gene Ontology annotation, cellular component: postsynaptic density membrane; AMPA glutamate receptor complex. Gene Ontology annotation, biological process: neurotransmitter receptor transport, postsynaptic endosome to lysosome; postsynaptic neurotransmitter receptor diffusion trapping; regulation of AMPA receptor activity. NCBI's taxonomy places the organism in Eukaryota, Metazoa, Chordata, Actinopteri, Scombriformes, Scombridae. The transcript has 5 exons.